AUGAACGCCCGACUGCAGCCUGGCCUAAGCAUCUACGACGAUACAGCUACGAUAGCAACCGUGGAGCAUCCGCAAGGCUUGGAAGUUGUCUUCGAGGGGCGCGAUCCGAUCGUCGACGUCGUCGCACUGCAUGGCCUCAAUGGCCACCGGGAGAAGACAUGGACAGCGGAGAACGGCACUAACUGGCUACGACACCUCCUUCCCGAUAACCUCCCACGAGCCCGCAUCCUCUGCUGGGGCUAUGACGCGAACACGCAUGCCACUGAUCGAGUGAGCUGGCAACAUCUUUACGACCACGCAAGAACCCUGGUUUCCGACUUAUGCAGGAAGCGAAAAAUGACGGAUUCCACCAACCGACCGAUCAUCUUCGUCGCUCAUAGCCUCGGAGGGCUCGUCCUCAAAAGUGCGCUAAUCCACUCCGACGCUGCUCGGCAGGGCGCCUUAGCCGAACACCGAUCGAUCAAACUGUCAACAUAUGGAAUUCUGUUUAUGGGAACUCCUCAUCAAGGCGGCAACGGCGUGCAGCUGGGGCGAGUUCUGGCUAAUGUGGCAUCCCUUGUGAUAGCAGCUGACGAGCGGCUUCUGAAGCACCUCGAGCGGGAUUCGGAGUGGUUGCAGCAACAGCUAGGACAAUACGCCCCGAUCAGCAAUGAAUUUAUAACAAAGUUCGCCUAUGAGGAAUACGCGACACUAACCGUCUUAGGGCGCAGCAUCAUGGUUGUUCCAAGAGCAUCGGCCGUCGUACCAGGACACGCAGACGCCGAGCCGAUUGUCAUCCACGCAAAUCAUACCUCUAUGGUACGCUACCCGUCGAGACAGGAUACCGGGUACGUGACGGUGUCGGAACAUCUACAGAUCAUGGCUUUGAGCGCCACAGAUAGUGUGCAACAGCGUUGGGCGAGGGAAAGGAGGGCAGACGAUGCACGAGGCAAUGUUGACCGAUUCUCCCUCCCUCUUAGCCAGCCAGGUGCCGUUCAGACAACUCACUUUGUCGCUCGAGAAGAAGAGCUUGCAUGGAUACAUCAAAAGCUCGAGAGAGGAGCUGAGCGCUCCACUGUUGUGGUCCACGGCUUGGGCGGCAUGGGCAAGACGCAGCUCGCAAUCGCAUACAUGAAGCGACACCGAAACGACUAUUCCGCAUCGAUCUGGCUGAAUGCUAGAGAUAAAACGUCACUGAACCAGAGUUUCCGAAUUGCAGCUAUAAAAAUCAUCCGGGAGCACCCCGGCCUGACAUAUAUGCAAGCUGCGGUGUCAGACAAUGACGGCGACGCAUCGUUAGCUGUCAGGAGAUGGCUAGAUGAAUCAAGAAAUAACCGAUGGCUGUUAAUCUACGACAACUACGACCACCCCAAGAUGGAAGGCGAUACGGGGGUAGGGCCAGUUGGAAAAGCUGGCAGCCUAGAUGGCUGUAAUGAGACGGAUCAAUCAACGCUAGAGGGUUACGAUAUUCGCCAACACCUUCCAGAUACAGAUCAUGGAGCGAUCAUUGUGACGACGCGAUCAUCAACAGUCCAGAUUGGGGAGCUACUGCGAUUGCAGAAGUUGCGCAAGGUAGAGGACAGUCUCCGCAUUCUAGAGUCGACAUCAGGUCGGAGAGGAACUCGAGACGAUGCUUCCGCGAUGGCUCUUGCCUGCAAACUCGACGGUCUACCGCUCGCCCUGUCAACAGCUGGUGCAUAUCUCGCACAGGUCUCGACAUCAUGGCGACAAUACUUGCAAGACUAUGAGAGCACGUGGGGCCAGUUGCAGAAACUGAGCCCCCAACUCUUGACGUAUGAAAAUCGUGCUAUGUACUCCACGUGGAACAUAUCAUAUGCGAGCAUUCGCCGGCGGAACAAAUCAGCGGCAAUGCUGCUGCGACUAUGGGCUUUUUUUGGCAACGAAGACUUGUGGUACGAAUUAGUACGGCAAGGAGGAACAGACGGUGGACCGAAGUGGCUCCAAGAUCUUACGGAGACCCGGCUUGCGUUCGACCAUGGAGAGGAGGUCCCGGAGUACUGGUUGAUUCAGCGCCGACUUUUGCUUCAUGCUGAUCGAUGCUGGCAAUUGUUGAAUGAGAUUGCUAGCGAUGAAGUCAGUGUCAAGAUAUCAGCAACUCUUGGAAACCUCUAUGUGACGCAAAGGCGGCUCAAGGAGGCCGAGGCGAUGUAUGAGCGGGCGCUGCAAGGCAAAGAGAAGGCAUGGGGACCAGAGCAUACGUCGACGCUCGACACUGUCAACAAUCUCGGCGUCCUCUAUGCGGACCAAGGGCGGCUCCAGGAGGCCGAGGCGAUGUAUAAGCGGGCGCUACAAGGCUAUGAGAAGGCAUGGGGACCAGAGCACACGUCGACACUCGACACUGUUAACAAUCUCGGCAACCUUUUUCAAAACCAAGGGCGGCUCCAGGAGGCCGAGGCGAUGUAUGAGCGGGCGCUGCAAGGCAAAGAGAAGGCAUGUGGACCAGAGCACACGUCAACGCUUAACACUGUCAACAAUCUCGGCGUCCUCUAUAUGGACCGAGGGCGGCUCAAGGAGGCCGAGGCGAUGUAUGAGCGGGCGCUGCAAGGCAAAGAGAAGGCAUGGGGACCAGAGCACACGUCGACGCUGUCCACUGUCAACAAUCUCGGCAACCUCUAUAAGGACCAACGGCGGCUCCAGGAGGCCGAGGCGAUGUAUAAGCGGGCGCUGCAAGGCUAUGAGAAGGCAUGGGGACCAGAGCACACGUCGACGCUCGACACUGUCAACAAUCUCGGCGUCCUCUAUGCGGAUCAAGGGCGGCUCCAGGAGGCCGAGGCGAUGUAUGAGCGGGCGCUGCAAGGCAAAGAGGAGGCAUGGGGACCAGAGCACACGUCGACGCUCUCCACUGUCAACAAUCUCGGCAACCUCUAUGCGGACCGAGGUCGACUUAAGGAUGCCGAGGCGAUGUAUGAGCGGGCGCAGCAAGGCUAUGAGAAGGCAUGGGGACCAGAGCACACGUCGACGCUCGACACUGUCAACAAUCUCGGCAACCUCUAUGCGGACCAAGGGUGGCUCCAGGAGGCCGAGGCGAUGUAUGAGCGGGCGCUGCAAGGCUAUGAGAAGGCAUGGGGACCAGAGCACACGUCGACGCUCGACACUGUCAACAAUCUCGGCAACCUCUAUAAGGACCAAGGGCGGCUCCAGGAGGCCGAGGCGAUGUAUGAGCGGGCGCUGCAAGGCAAAGAGAAGGCAUGGGGACCAGAGCACACGUCGACGCUCGACACUGUUAACAAUCUCGGCAACCUCUAUAAGGACCAAGGGCGGCUCCAGGAGGCCGAGGCGAUGUAUGAGCGGGCGCUGCAAGGCAAAGAGAAGGCAUGGGGACCAGAGCACACGUCGACGCUCGACACUGUCAACAAUCUCGGCAACCUUUUUCAAAACCAAGGGCGGCUCCAGGAGGCCGAGGCGAUGUAUGAGCGGGCUCUGCAAGGCAAAGAGAAGGCAUGGGGACCAGGGUCAGCAUGA
Molecule: messenger RNA, 3462 nt
Organism: Akanthomyces muscarius
Lineage: Eukaryota; Fungi; Ascomycota; Sordariomycetes; Hypocreales; Cordycipitaceae
Exons: 10
Coding region: 1-3462 (1153 amino acids)
Molecular function (GO): protein binding
Source: RefSeq, a predicted model, not a curated record